AUGAUCAGUCACUUCAACCUUCAGAUUAGAUGUUCAUCUUGGAAGGAUAGAAGGAACCGCUUCAAUUGGCAGUGGACCUUGUCACCAACAGCCGUGAUUCACGCCACGUAUGUCAAGGUAGGGAAGGCCUACAUUGAACAUGUACUGGAGCGUACUGGCGGUUUGACUAUUGAGCAGAUGGAAGAGAUAUAUGAAGUUUUGUGGACCUGGUUGAGCACAAUUCCUCUGCCAGAUAAAGGAGAUCUUGACACAAUACAAGAUUUGGGUAGAAAUUUCCUCAUGAAGGCCAUCGUCGAUCGUCUGACCGAUUCGAUCUAUGAAAUGGCCGUGGUGAACUUCCCGAAAUCUUAUCCUACUCUAUCAACUCUUCGAAAGUGCAUGAUCAGCGUACAAGAGUAUGGUCGAGAAAAAUUGGUCAAUACACUAAUAGAUGACGUCGAAUCAAAGCUCCUCCACAUUGCUGUCGACACGCCGGCCAUCCUCAAUGGUUAUUCACUCUGUGUGGAAUCCCUUCGAGAAUUGGACCCAUCCUGUGUGAUAAUGCAUCGCGUAUGUAAAGUCAUCAAAGAGUACCUGAAAAGGCGACCAGAUACUGUUCGGCAAAUUAUCAAUUAUAUAACCUCGGAGAAACGCGAUGAUCUUGCAGCACAUUUGGCUAACAGAUGUGGCACAAUUGUAGAUGAAGAUGAACUAAACGAUGCUAAUGAUGAUUUCCUACCUGAAGCUAUGAACUUAUCACAGUGGCGGCACUGGAUGCCUGAUCCGAUAGAUGUCAGCCCUGGGGAGAGCGGUCGAUUCCGCCAGGCUGCUGAUGUCUUCAAUAUGCUUGUCUCGGUCUAUGGCAGCAAGGAGAUGUUUGUUAAGGAAUAUCGCCAAUUGUUGGCAGAACGGCUCACAAGCAGUAAUACUAAAGACUGUAUUCCAGUAUCUGCAUGUGUGAUCUCCUCUCAUUUCUGGCCGAAAAUUCACUCGGAAACAGUCCCUGAGUUCCCACUUGCACUAGAAGAAGCUCUUGCGGAGUAUGAGAAAUCUUUUAUGGAUCAUAAAGGAAUCACGUCGCCUCCAGUGGUUGCGGGCUGUUGGAACGUUAUUUCCCUAUUACCUGAACCAUUUAAUCCUUUCAGAUGUGUGGAAGUUACUCUGAAACUCGGAGAAGUCGAAGUGGAUAAGGUGGUGCCGAAUCCUAUAGCAGCCGUCCUCUAUCUGUAUUUGGAGAAAGAAAGCUGGACCGUAUCUGAAGUGUCAGAACGACUUUCAAUCUCCAAGGGAGUUGCUCGACGGCGUUUGGAAUGGUGGCGUUCUCAAGGUCUCUUGAUACAGAAUCUACCAACGGGUGCAACCGCAGAAGAGUGGUCUUUAGCAACCAAUCCCAAUCUGCUGGCGACAUCACGAGGAGCCGCGGAUGACGAAUCUGAUGAGGACGAAGGUGCAAUAGAGGAGACGUCUGAUGCAAUAGAUGCGCUGGAACAGUAUUGGAGUUACACGAAGAACUUUAUUGCUAAUCACGAUAAUGGGGAGGUGAAAGCGGAACGUAUGCAUCGCAUCUACCGCAUGUUCUCCUCUCCAUCGGCUCAAGGACCGUCUCUGGAAACAGUCACAGCAUUUCUGAUGAAGAAAGUGAAGAUGAACCUCCUCACAUACAACAACGGAUUCUUCCGUGUCGUCAAGGAGAGCACCAGCAAGACGGGAGAGCGGUGA
Cooperia oncophora is the source of this 1698-nucleotide messenger RNA. The record is from the annotation of a GenBank genome assembly. NCBI's taxonomy places the organism in Eukaryota, Metazoa, Nematoda, Chromadorea, Rhabditida, Trichostrongylidae.